Messenger RNA from Chinchilla lanigera (long-tailed chinchilla), 1809 nucleotides. RefSeq names its product mucin 1, cell surface associated (gene Muc1). NCBI's taxonomy places the organism in Eukaryota, Metazoa, Chordata, Mammalia, Rodentia, Chinchillidae. Gene Ontology annotation, cellular component: apical plasma membrane. The record is from RefSeq and is a predicted model, not a curated record. The transcript has 8 exons. Bases 97 to 1404 code for a protein of 435 amino acids.
ACCGGUAUAAAGCAGCAGGCACCAGUGCCGCUCCACCUCACACACGCAGCGCUGGCCUGAGUCUGCUCUGUCCCCUCCCGCCAGUCCACCACCACCAUGACACCAGGCACCCAGGCCCCUUUCCUCCUGCUGCUGCUACUCCUGGUGCUUACAGGCCAGAAGAACGUCACCUUAUCUCAGAGCAUCUCAAGCUCAGCUGCCCCUUCAGGAGGUGGUGUCAACCCCACUACAGCCACCCGGGCUUCUGCAUCAGAGUCAGCCACCUCUACAAGUCACACCAGCACCUCAGCCCCAGCCACCACGAGCUCUACAGAAGCAACCACCCCUACAGCCCACCAUGCUACCUUGGUCACAACCUCCAGCUCUACAGUAGGCUCAGCCACCCCUACAGUCCACUAUGACACCUCGGUCACAGCCAUCAACUCUACAGAAGCAACCGCCCCUACAGUCCACCAUGACACCUCGGUCACAGCCACCAACUCUACAGAAGCAACUGCUCCUUCAGUCCAUCAUGGCACCUCAGUCUCAGCCACCAGCUCUCCACCAGGCCCAGCCACCACUGCACCUCACAAUGGCUCCUCUGCUGUGGCUACUACAACCUCAGUUCACACAGAUGCUUCUUCCUCAUUUCCCAGCUCCCAGUCUCCUACUUCUACCACACUUGCCAGCCCCAGCAGCGGGACGAUUGCCGGUAGCACUAACCAUGACACAGUACCUCCCUCUACUUCCUCCAACAAUUCUCCUCAGCCAUCUGUUAUGGUCUCUUUCUUCUAUUUGUCUUUUAAGAUUUUGAACUUGCAGUUUAAUUCUUCUCUGGAAGAUCCCAGCACCCGUUACUAUCAAGAGCUGGAGAGGAACAUUUCUAAAUUGUUUUUGCAGAUUUAUCAGCAAGAUUUUCUGGGCCUCUUGGAUAUCAAGUUUAGACCAGGAUCUGUGGUAGUGGAAUCAACUUUGAUCUUCCGGAAGAAUACUGUUAACGAGGACGCCGUGCAGUUAGGACUCACUCAGCACACAGAUGAAGCAAAAAAUAUGUAUAAUCUGAGCAUCUCAGAUAUCAAUGCGCGUGAAAUACAGGCUCCUUCUUCCACUGCCCAGUCUGGGGUACCAGGCUGGGGCAUCGCCCUGCUUGUGCUGGUCUGUGUUCUGGUCCUGCUGGCCAUUGUCUAUUACAUUGCCCUGGCUGUGUGUCAGUGCCGCCAAAAGAGCUAUGGGCACCUGGACAUUUUUCCAACCCGGGACACCUACCACCCCAUGAGUGAAUAUCCCACCUACCACACCCAUGGGCGUUAUGUGCCCCCCGGAAGCACCAGACGCAACCCGUAUGAGGAGGUUUCUACAGGAAAUGGUGGUGGCAGCCUAUCUUACACGAACCCAGCAGUGGCAGCCACUUCUGCCAACUUGUAGGAGCUGGACACCACUUGGCAGCAGGCAGAAGUGCCAGUCUCAGGUUCUUCACUGCCAGAGCCCUUUCCAUUCGGAUCUGGGCUGGUGAUCCAGGAGCUCGGGGGGCUGCUCACAGCUUUCCCGAGAGGCUCUGCCAAGCCUUCUACCCAUCUGAGCCUGGUGAAGCCCAGCCCUGCCCUGGGGAAAAUUCCUGGGGCAGCGUGGCAGUGCUGUGUUGGCCCUUCCGGGAGGAUUGAUCUAGAAAGACUGAUGUGGGCCGGGGACAUAGCUCAGCAGCACAGCGCCUGCCUGGCAAGUGCAAGGCCCUGAUGCCAGGUCCCGAAUUUGAUUCCCAAAAAAAAAAAAAAAAAAAAAGCCUGGAGUGUGGGAACCGGAACAUGACCCAAUAAAAGGUGUCCUCCUGUG